GUUGAAAGCUGCAGAUACCACGAGAGUCGACGCCACGUUUCCGGAUUUGCAAAAAACUCGCUGGGAUUAUUUUGGGCGGGAUGGUUCUUUCAUUUAUCAUUGUUCAGAAUCGCCAGGGCAAGACGCGCCUGGCGAAAUGGUAUUCCCCUUACAGUGAUGAGGAGAAAAUAAAGCUCAAAGGCGAGGUCCACCGCCUUGUCGCGCCGAGAGAUCAGAAAUACCAGUCGAACUUUGUCGAGUUUAAACGGAGUACGAAGAUUGUGUAUCGGAGAUAUGCCGGGCUAUUCUUCUGCGUCUGCGUGGAUGCAAACGAUAAUGAGUUAGCGUAUUUGGAGGCUAUACAUUUCUUCGUCGAGGUGCUGGAUCAAUUCUUCGGGAAUGUGUGCGAGCUGGACUUGGUGUUCAAUUUCUACAAGGUCUACGCUAUAUUAGACGAAGUGUUCCUCGCGGGCGAGAUUGAGGAAACCAGCAAACAGGUCGUGCUUACACGGUUGGAGCAUUUGGACAAGUUGGAGUGAGAGACAAGCAAACAGAUGGAUUGUUUCGCAUAUGGGCUUGGGAUUAUUUGAACUUCUCUUGCCAAGGGUUUUGCAUCCGAGUUACACUGUCAUUGCAUGGAGUUAUGGGGUUUGCGAUAUGAUUUGAUAUCAUUAUUUAUAUCACUGUAUGUACGUCAUACGGUAUGGGGGCGCUUUAGGAUCUUACCAUCUUACCAUCUGUUAUUCUGCCUAGAGAUGGCUGUAUUUAAUCCAGAUCAUUAAUAUAUAGAAGCUCCAUUGGAGUCUUGGAAGUACGUCAGGAGAUGCGUCAUGGCAUUCAGAUGCCACUUUUCCCUUGUCUCUAGCUAUCCGGA
This is a messenger RNA of Aspergillus wentii DTO 134E9, 853 nucleotides long. RefSeq names its product AP-2 complex subunit sigma. Gene Ontology annotation, biological process: clathrin-dependent endocytosis; protein transport. Gene Ontology annotation, molecular function: clathrin-cargo adaptor activity. The transcript is spliced from 5 exons. Gene Ontology annotation, cellular component: AP-2 adaptor complex; intracellular membrane-bounded organelle. Bases 81 to 518 code for a protein of 145 amino acids. The record is from RefSeq and is a predicted model, not a curated record. Lineage: Eukaryota; Fungi; Ascomycota; Eurotiomycetes; Eurotiales; Aspergillaceae.